AUGGCCAGGUCGGCCCUCUUCACAGGAGCCCUGCUGUUGCUGCUUCAAUUCACCAUAGCCACUGAGCCUCAAUCGUGUUAUGCUCCUGAUGGAACAAAGAUUGAUUCCAGAUUCAUGCCAUGUAUCUCAAUGGAUAAUACCGAAUCGAUGUGUUGCAGGUUGAAUGACACCGAUCCUGACAUCUGCCAGCCAAACGGGCUGUGUUAUUGGGAUAAUGAGGCAGGCGAUGGUAACAAGCAAGGUUAUUAUCGAUCACUGUGCUCCAAACAAGACUGGGAUACUCCCAACUGCUUGCCCAAGACGAUGUGUGACGCAGAUGCUGGAGGACGCUCAGACUACACUUCUCAACUGAAUCGCUGCCCUGAUGGAUCCUUUUGUUGCGGAAACACCAACGACUGCUGCACUGAGAAGAAAAUGUUUACCGUUGCCCCAACCUUGGUUCAAAUUGGGUCUUCCACAGAUGCCACCGGUGCUUCGACGGUAACGGCCACAACCACCUCUUUUUCAAAAGCCGGUCGCGAAAGCUCAUCGAUGAAACUCGCUGUCGGGCUCGGAGUGGGUAUCCCGUUAGCAUGCCUUGCGGUCGCGGCGGCCGGUGGGGGUUUUUGGUGGGGGAGAAGAACGUUGGCCGCAAGACACGAACUCGCGGCCAAUGGGCAUCAGGGAACGCGAGUCAGAGGAGAACAGGUCCAUCUGGCAGCUUCUAGGCUAAUUCAUGAAGCCGAUGGGGUUGAUUUUUCGAGGAAGACAUUGCCGUUGGAGCUCCCUACAGAUCGAAAUGAAUCCCUAUCGAGACAUUGA
This is a messenger RNA of Penicillium manginii, 801 nucleotides long. RefSeq lists its product as uncharacterized. The record is from RefSeq and is a predicted model, not a curated record. NCBI's taxonomy places the organism in Eukaryota, Fungi, Ascomycota, Eurotiomycetes, Eurotiales, Aspergillaceae. The transcript has 2 exons. The coding region runs from base 1 to 801 and encodes 266 amino acids.